AUGAAGGAGUUCGACCCUGCCAGCCGUAGAUGGCAAGUGGGUUGUUGCCAUGUGCUUACUAUUAACUACGUGGUGGCUACGAUCGAGGCGAUACUCGCUGUAGUUAGCGCGUUGUUGUCAGGCAACAGCAUUCGCGCCGUGGCCCACAAUACACACAAACUUGUGUAUUUGUCGUUAGCACUGUUACUAUCGCCGUUAUGGUUGCUAACCGAGCUGGCAUUGAUACUGGACAUCAGGAGACGUCAGGCGAAGCGACUCAUCGUCUACAUCGUCGUUCAGGGCAUCAUCUUCUUGUUCAUGAUAUCGCUGAUGGUGUUUUUGCUGCUGACGAUGAUUAAAUCGACGGUCUUCACCGAUUUGCCAACAGCGCAGCUGAACACCUUCGUCAUUUUCGUAUUGUUGUUAUUUGCUGCGGCGAUCAUUGGUCUGACGACGUUUUGCAUUUAUAUCCUCUUCCUGCUCAGGAAAUAUAUUCAAAUCGAAGCGUACAGCAACGAGGUCGAAAAGAACACCGCUGCCGCUAUGGAAGCCCUGCUGAAACUUGAUCUUGUCAAACAAAGACUCGUGUGUACGGAAAAUAGCUUAAAAGAAAUAAGCAACUGGACAACGUUGGUGAAAGAUGUCGAUGAACUGUUCCUUUCCGGAGAACCGGACGUGAUAGCUAAGAGAAUUGUCGACCUUCAGCAGAGCCUACAGGAACUUGAAAAUAAAACUACGGCGAUAACUACUUUGGAUCCUCCGUUUGAACAGGUGAUCGAUGAUCUGCUCGAUUGCUCGGAAGAUAAGUUGACAGAUCUGAUCGCGAUGAAGCAGGCAUCUGACCAGUUCACUGAAAAUAUGAAUUCGUAUAUGAAUAGCAGUGGCUUGAAUUCCAGUGUUAAGUGCGUGUUGGAGUUUAUGACAAACACCUAUCGCAUCUACCCUAAAUUGUUUGGCUUAUACAGUCAUUUGGAAGAAGAAUAUUUGAUGACGCGGUUUGACUCGCAAAAUAAAGUGCUUCUCAUCAAAGGGGUUAUCCGCUAUCGAUAUAUGUGGCUUCAGCUCGGGAAGCUGCAAGAGGCCCUACUGCUGAGGGCCCAGUUUCUGUUCGACACAGUCACUGAAUUUAAAACAAAGACGCCGGAGAAGUACGUGUCUGUUCUUUGCCUUGUUAGCUUGAAUAGUCAUUACAGAUCAGAACGCGUAAAUGACGCCAUGUUUAAGUUCGUGCAUGUCUGUGGCCUGAAGAUUGAGUACAUUGCCAACGUCAUUGAAGACCUUGGUCUCAGAGUACCUGAUUCGCUCUGCCACUUCAUUAAACUGUUGAGAACAGAUGAAGGCGACUGGAACAAAACUACCGCGAAUCUUUCAGCUGAUGUAGUAAUGUCGGUGAAAAGGAUGCGCGGAAUAAAAUAG
Soboliphyme baturini is the source of this 1395-nucleotide messenger RNA. The record is from the annotation of a GenBank genome assembly. NCBI's taxonomy places the organism in Eukaryota, Metazoa, Nematoda, Enoplea, Dioctophymatida, Soboliphymatidae.